This is a messenger RNA of Copidosoma floridanum, 1836 nucleotides long. Its product is annotated as OTU domain-containing protein 7B. Lineage: Eukaryota; Metazoa; Arthropoda; Insecta; Hymenoptera; Encyrtidae. The record is from RefSeq and is a predicted model, not a curated record. Gene Ontology annotation, cellular component: cytoplasm; nucleus. Gene Ontology annotation, biological process: protein K48-linked deubiquitination; protein K63-linked deubiquitination; protein K11-linked deubiquitination. Gene Ontology annotation, molecular function: zinc ion binding; cysteine-type deubiquitinase activity; DNA binding.
GACAGUUGGAAUAAAACGUAUCAAUCACUUUUUUGGCUUUUUUUGAUGUGAAACAUCUUUUGUUUUUCAUUUACCCUUUUGAUUUUAUUCAUAAUUUUAAUUUACUGUUGUACUCUUUGCUGUCCAAAAUAUAACUAAAAACAUGUACAAUUUGCAAGAUAGCGUCGUCUUGUUGUUGUGUACAACCUUUGCAGAAUACGUAUAUGCAUAAGCAUACACAGACGCGGGAUACACAUUAUUAGAGAAUAGAAAAUAACAGGCAGUGUUCAUCUUUACUUGAUUAGUUGUAUAUAAGUAACUGAAUCCCACAAUUGUUGCAUCCAAGAGUACAAUGUGAGCAUACGUUCAUCGACACAAUGUACACAAUCAGUAUUCAUGUGAAGCAACUUGACAUAUGACCUCCAAGUUAAGUGGCAGGGGCAUCGUUGCAAACCAUACUUUCAAAUGUCGUUACACGAUACUGCAAUGAGUGGUGCCUUAUCGAUGUACGAUACCCUCAAUAAGGAAAGUACCGCCAAUGGUAGUGCUCUAGAGCCUACUGCCAAUGAAGGAGCUAUCAAAAAGUUAUCUAGAGGCAUAUCAAGGGCAACGGAGAAUGCUGAUAUUGUCAAGUAUGCCAGGAGACAACUGGAACUGGGUUCUAUUGACAUGCCAGAAUUCACAUUUUCGUUGCCUGACUUAUCCAUUUAUCCAGAUGACUUUCGUCAAUUUUUGGAAAAAGAACUUAUAGAAGUGGGAUGUUUGAAUUCACUGGAAAAUGCUGGAAGACUGAAUUGGUGGUGCGGAGGAGGAAAAAACAGGGUAUUAUGGCCACUGGCAACAACUGGUGACGGGAACUGUCUUCUUCAUGCUGCAUCUUUAGGAAUGUGGGGUUUUCAUGACAGGGAACUUUCCUUGAGAGAAACAUUGUACGAAACACUUUCAAAAGGAGAAUAUCGUCUCGCCCUCUUUAGGAGGUGGAGAUGGAGGCAAAUGGAUUUAAAUGCAGCAGCUGGUUUGUCAUACACAGAAGCAGAAUGGAUGUCUGAAAGGCAGAGCAUUGUUGACAUGGCAUCAACAUAUCCUAGGAAUCAUACUAGCACUUCUUACCAAAGCUUGGAAGAGAUACAUAUUCUCACGUUGGCGCACAUUUUACGGCGACCAAUAAUCGUUGUAGCGGAGACGAUGCUUCGUGACUCGGAAGGUGUUGCAAUGGCUCCGAUACCCUUUGGUGGCAUCUAUCUGCCCUUUGAGGUACCCCCUUCUAGCUGUCACAAGACGCCUCUACUGUUGGCAUAUCAUUCAGCGCACUUUUCGCCUCUCGUUACGGUAGACAGUAGCUCGGAUCCGAGUGAGGGUAGCAUCGAGGGUUACAGUAUACCACUCGUAGAUCCCGACACUGGCCAACUUUAUCCAGUACUAUUUGCCAUAGAUCCUGGUCCAGAUUGGGUUUGGACUGCCUCUCAGGAUCUAUUGCCCUGUGAAGCUACAACUAUGGAAGUUCUCAUAAAAAAAUACCUCCAGUGCGAGUAUCAGGUAUUCAUGCCAGAUGAGAUGGACAGGUUAUCGGAGUCAGAUGCUACGCGAAGUAAGACGGCAAAGCAGCUGAUGGGCGUAGCCAAACAAUUUGGAUCGAUUGGCAAAUCGGUCAGUAAAAAGUUCUGGUCAAUGGCCAAAAGACCAAAGAGCCACACGGCCUCCAAUUCGGGAGGUUACGGCGAUACGUUACUCUGCGUUAGAAUUAGAAGCAAAAGGCACAAAUUUGUCGAUCAAAUGCUACAAAACUACCUGGAAAGCGCUCACGAGAGGUACGCCCAAAAAAGUUUGCCGUCUACUCUCAGCUUCCUAUUUUUAUAA